AUGUGUGCACCCCCACAUAUGUAUGACUUCUCUUUAUGGUACCACACAGAGGACUCACAUGUGGCAUCUAUCAUUGCCACUAUGUUGGAGGAGAAAGGUUACCAAGGCUAUGUUGAACAUCGAGAUGCAGUAGCUGGUUUGCAGGCCAUUUCUGUUACCUCUGAGGUAAUUCAGUCCAGCAGAGUGUCCUUCAUUCUCCUGUCUCCUCACUCUCUCGAAGACUGUUGGUACAAAUUGGUGUCAGAAUGUUGUUUGGUAAAUGCUAUAGAAAACAAAAGAGCUGGCAAGGUAAUACCAGUUUAUGUGGAUAUUAAAGAGGAGCAGAGACCACAAACCUUACAGAAUCUAACGAGUCUUAGCUACAAUAGCAAAUAUUUUCAGAAGAAACUUCUUGAUAGUUUGAAGUCUGUUAUGCUUCAUUGA
Messenger RNA from Pelobates cultripes (western spadefoot toad), 423 nucleotides. Lineage: Eukaryota; Metazoa; Chordata; Amphibia; Anura; Pelobatidae. The record is from the annotation of a GenBank genome assembly.